AUGGUUGAGUCGAAAAAAAUUGGUGCAAUUGGUGCAUCAGGCUUAGGUUCUGGUUUAGCAAAUUGCAUUAAUCUCUCAAAUUUGACAAUUUCUCUUCGUUAAAAUGAAAUUAGUGAUGAAGGUGCAUCAGGCUUAGGUUCUGGUUUAGCAAAUUGCAUUAAUCUCUCAAAUUUGAUACUUUAUCUCGAGUGGAAUAAAAUUGGUGAUGAAGGUGCAUCAGGCUUAGGCUCUGGUUUAGCAAAUUGCAUUAAUCUCUCAAAUUUGACACUUUCUCUUAGUUACAAUUAAAUUGGUGAUGAAGGUGCAUCAGGCUUAGGUUCUGGUUUAGCAAAUUGCAUUAAUCUCUCAAAUUUGACACUUUCUCUUAGUUAAAAUGAAAUUAGUGAUGAAGGUGCAUCAGGCUUAGGUUCUGGUUUAGCAAAUUGCAUUAAUCUCUCAAAUUUGACACUUUAUCUCGAGUGGAAUAAAAUUGGUGAUGAAGGUGCAUCAGGCUUAGGCUCUGGUUUAGCAAAUUGCAUUAAUCUCUCAAAUUUGACACUUUCUCUUAGGGAAAAUGAAAUUAGUGAUGAAGGUGCAUCAGGCUUAGGUUCUGGUUUAGCAAAUUGCAUUAAUCUCUCAAACUUGACCCUUUAUCUUAAUUAAAAUGAAAUUAGUGAUGAAGGUGCAUCAGGCUUAGGUUCUGGUUUAGCAAAUUGCAUUAAUCUCUCAAAUUUGACAAUUUCUCUUAGGUGGAAUAAAAUUGGUGAUGAAGGUGCAUCAGGCUUAGGUUCUGGUUUAGCAAAUUGCAUUAAUCUCUCAAAUUUGACACUUAAUCUUUGUAAAAAUAAAAUUGGUGAUGAAGGUGCAUCAGGCUUAGGUUCUGCUUUAGCAAAUUGCAUUAAUCUCUCAAAUUUGAAACUUUCUCUUUGGUCUAAUAAAAUUGGUGAUGAAGGUGUAUCAGGCUUAGGUUCAGGUUUAGCAAAUUGCAUUAAUCUCUCAAAUUUGACACUUGAUCUUGAAGGAAAUUAAAUUGGUGCAAUUGGUGCAUCAGCCUUAGGUUCUGGUUUAGCAAAUUGCAUUAAUCUCUCAAAUUUGACACUUAAUCUUAGUUUUAGUACAAUUCGUGAUGAAGGUGCAUCAGGCUUAGGUUCAGAUUUAGCAAAUUGCAUUAAUCUCUCAAAUUUGACACUUCAUCUUCGGUAAAAAUAGGUCACCUACACCCUAAUGGCAUUUCUACUAAUCUUCCAUGAUUUGACUACGCAUUAUGCUCGCUUCCCAUUUGUAUUCCAGAUCUUCUGUUCAGAAUGGGGCCUCCUCUUUACCACCUAUCAGAUUUGGCCCUUCCCUCCUACCAAGGAGACCGCUGGUAACAUUCACAUUUUUACAUGGAAUUUUUCGAAAUAAAGGGGGCGGUAUAGGAUUCGAACCCCCGAUAUCACUGCUAAGACCCUCCGACUCGCCCACUCGAGUCGCUUAGCCCUUCUUAAAAUUCGGGAUGAAGGUGCAUCAGGCUUAGGUUCUGGUUUAGCAAAUUGCAUUAAUCUCUCAAAUUUGACACUUAAUCUUCGGACUAAUAAAAUUCGGGAUGAAGGUGCAUCAGGCUUAGGUUCUGGUUUAGCAAAUUGCAUUAAUCUCUCAAAUUUGACACUUAAUCUUUGGUCUAAUAAAAUUGGUGAUAAAGGUACAUUAGGCUUAAGUUCUGGUUUAGCAAAUUGCAUUAAUCUCUCAAAUUUGACACUUGAUCUUGAUUAGAAUUAAAUUGAUGCAACAGGUGCAACAGACUUAGGUUCUUCUUUAGCAAAUUGCACUAAUCUCUCAAAUCUGACACUUUGUCUCUAGUUCAAUAAUAUUGGUGAUGGUGCAUCAGGUUUAGGUUUUGGUUUAGGGAAAUGCACUAAACUCUCAAAUUUGAAACUUGAGCUUAAUUAUAAUUAAAUUGGUGAAAUUGGUAUAUCAGGCUUAUGUUCUAGUUUAAUAAACUGCAUUAAUCUCUCAAAUUUGGAACUUAAUAUUCAUUACAAUUAAAUUGGUGACCAAGGUGCAUCAGGCUUAGGUUCUAGCUUAGGAAAUUGCCCUAAUAUCUAAGAUUUGAAACUUCAGCUAGAAGGGAAUUAAAUUGGUGAUAAAGGUGUUUCAGGCUUAAGCUUUGGUUUAGCAAAUUGCACUAAUCUCUCAAAUUUGGAACUUAAUCUUUGGUGGAAUUAAAUUAGUGUUCAAGGUGCUUCAGGCUUAGGCUCUGGUUUAGCAAAUUGCACUAAUCUCUCAAAUUUAAAACUAUAUCUAGGGUCGAAUUAAAUUAGUGAUGAAGGUGCUUCAGGCUUAGGCUCUGGUUUAGCAAAUUGCACUAAACUCUCAAAUUUAACACUACAUCUUUAGUCGAAUUAAAUUAGUGAUGAAGGUGCUUAAGGCUUAAGCUAUGGUUUAGCAAAUUGCGCUAAUCUUUAUGAAUUAACACUUGAUCUUCAAGAAAAUUAAAUUGGGGUUGAAGGUGCAUCAGGCAUAGGUUCUGGUUUAGGAAAGUGCACUAAUCUCUCUAAUUUAAAACUUAAUCUUGAGAGGAAUCCUAUUAGUGAUGAAGGUGCAUCAGGCUUAGGUUUCGGAUUAGGAAACUGCACUAAUCUCUCAAAUUUGGAACUUUGGCUUUAUUGUAACAAUCCAAUUAGUGCUCAAGGUGCGAUAGGCUUAGGUUCUGGUUUAGGAAAGUGCACUAAUCUCUCAAAUUUAAUACUUUACCUUGGUGGCAAUUAAUUUGGUGAUUAAGGUGCAUCAAGCUUAGGUUCUGGUUUAGGAAACUGCACUAGUCUCUCAAAUUUAAUACUUGAUCUUCAGGAUAAUGAAAUUGGUGAUGAAGGAAUCUUAGGUUUAGUUUCUGGUAUAGGAAACUGCACUCAUUUCUAAAAUUUGGAACUUUGUCUUAAGUCUAAUUUAAUUAGUGCAUAAGGUGCAUUAAGCUUAGGCUCUGGUUUAGGAAAGUGUUCUAUCUCCAAUCUGACAAUUUAACUUGAUAAUAAUUAAAUUGGUUCAGAAGGUGCAUCAGGUUUAUGCUCUGAGUUAGGAAAGAUCACUAAUCUCUCAAAUUUGAAACUUUAUCUUGGUGGAAAUCAAAUUGGUGACGAAGGUGCAUCAGGCUUAAUAUCUAGAUUAGGAAAGGGCAAUAUCUCAAAUCUGACACUUUCUCUUAAGAAAAAUUAAAUUGGUUCAGAAGGUGCAUCAGGUUUAUGCUCUGAGUUAGGAAAGAUCACUAAUCUCUCAAAUUUGAAACUUUAUCUUGGUAAAAAUUAAAUUGGUUCAGAGGGUGCAUCAGGUUUAUGUUUUGAUUUAGGAAAGUGGACUAAUCUCUCAAAUGUGACACUUUAUCUUGAUAAUAAUUUAAUUGGUGAUAAAGAUGCAUCAUGCUUAGGUUCUAGUUUUUAAAAUUGCACUAAUAUCUAAAAUUUGGAACUUAAUCUUGAUAAAAAUUAAAUUGGUGAUGAAGGUGUAUCAGCUUUAGUUUCUGGUUUAGGAAAGAGCACUAUCUCAAAUUUGACACUUCAUCUUAAUGAGAAUUAAAUUAGCGAUGAAGGUACAUCAGGUUUAGGCUCUGCUUUAGCAAAUUGCAAUAAUCUCUCAAAUUUGACAAUGUAAAAAACAGUUUAUUUAUUUGUUUUAGAUUGUGUUAUUUUUAAGUGA
Molecule: messenger RNA, 3648 nt
Organism: Tetrahymena thermophila SB210
Lineage: Eukaryota; Ciliophora; Oligohymenophorea; Hymenostomatida; Tetrahymenidae
Exons: 38
Molecular function (GO): protein binding
Source: RefSeq, a predicted model, not a curated record